CUCUCCCUUUCGCUCUCUUUCCAUCUCUCUAACCUGUGAAUUCUUUAUUUUGAUCUCGUUCUCCUAUCAUUGUUAUUGUAAUUAUAAUCCUUGUUUUUGUAACUGAUUUUUUUAAUUAUUUUAUACUGGGACCAAAAGGCAAGAGAGACAGACAUGUAUAUAUAGAGUCCCAUAGCAUCGAUCCUCAAUUAAAUACUUCUACUGCUACCUACUUACUAUCGAUCCCCUCGCAGGAUUAUAACCAUAGGUAAACUCACAGAGCCACCUUCCAGUGGUUCUGACCAUCAAAGAAACAGUCAGAUCUCUCCCUCGCUCUUUCUCUCUUACAGCGAUCAUCUUCCAGUCCAGCAGCUUUUCUCUCCACUCGUAAUAAUUUAAAUGACUCACUAAUUGUUUUGAUGUAUCAAUGGUUUUAAUUACACCAGACAGAAGAGCAAAUGGAUGAUAAGUGCUGGACGUCCCCUAACAAUUCUAUCUCUAAAGAAAUUCUAAAAUUUGGAUCUGGUUUAGCAAGGCCUACUGAUGGAAGUAUUUGCAUUGUUUCCAUAUCCCAUAUUGGUGGGGCUGCUUUAAACAAAGAUUCUCUUGGGUAUGGCUUAGGAGAAAAUGUUAAAAUACAAAUUGGAGAGGGAGAUACCAUUUAUGGAGAGCUUAUUGAUGAAUGUUUAGAAUCUAUGAAACUAGACGAAUGCUGUGAAGCAACAUUUCAUAUACUUUUAGAGUCAUCAAAAGACUCUUGUGAUCAACUUGAAAAAUAUAAAUUACAAUUAGAAUUACAUAAGUUUGAAAAUCCAACAAAUAGUUGGGAAAUGACCAUAGAGGAGAAACUGGCUGUUGCUAUGCAUCAUCGGAAGAAAGGGUCUGAGCUUUUCAAGGCAGGUAAUAUAGAGUUUGCCUUUAAGCGUUAUAGAAAAGCAUUGAAAUAUGUAAUAACUAUAGACUCAGAUGACGAAAUGCCUGAAGAUGUGAGAACUGAAUACCAGAACUUGAAAUCUACUCUGUUUGUUAAUAUUUCUCUCUGUCAGAGUAAAUAUGAAAGCAAUGACUUUGUAAUUGCAAACUGUACGUCUGCGUUGGUUGUUGAUAAAAAUAAUGUGAAAGCCCUUUAUCAUCGAGCACAAGCACAACUAAACACCAGGGACCUUGAUCGAGCUUUGGCUGAUAUAAAAGCUGGUUUGGAACUUGAACCAAAUAACCAAGUAUUUCUUAAAUUACAAAAAAUAGUUAAUUCCAAACUGAAAGUACAUACUGACCAAAUGAAGAAGGCCAUGACAAAAAUGUUCUUGCAGAAUUAGAUCCUUGGGAUCUUGUUUAAAUAAACAACACUAAAUUUCUCUCUCAUCAAAAUUUUUUUGUUAUCCAACUAUGGCAGUCAGAAGGCCAAAAGUUUAAAUUGUUAAAAAUAGUUAUUAAAACUGGAUUACUUUACCAAAGAUUAACUGUUUUAAUCUUUUUGUUACUGUAUUUAAGCUGAACUACACUACCUUUGGACCAAUUAAUUUUUUAAAUAAUGAAAAAUUUAAUAAAAUAACUUAAUUGUAAUUAAGCUUGUGUUUGGAACAAAUUAGCAUUAAAUUUGAAAGAUUUUAAUUUAGAUCACUUUAAAGCAGGAAGUUUGUUUAAAAAGCCAGAGAGUUAAGGCAGGUUGGUAUCAAAAGGGUUAAACUAUGAUGAAGGUUGAUUCAAAUUUAUCUUUGUUUCAAAAUGAAUCAAUUUCAUAAACCACAUCUUGUUUUACUAAAUCCCACCAAGCUUAAAAAUUCUGCCUAUUUUCUUCAAUAAAAUUAAUUAUUAAUUACUAAAUACUUAA
Octopus sinensis (East Asian common octopus) is the source of this 1810-nucleotide messenger RNA. RefSeq names its product peptidyl-prolyl cis-trans isomerase FKBP62-like. The record is from RefSeq and is a predicted model, not a curated record. The coding region runs from base 438 to 1295 and encodes 285 amino acids. Gene Ontology annotation, molecular function: protein binding. NCBI's taxonomy places the organism in Eukaryota, Metazoa, Mollusca, Cephalopoda, Octopoda, Octopodidae. The transcript has 2 exons.